CUCGCCCGCUCGCUGCCGCGCUGACCAUGGCCGGAUGUUGCUUAUCCGCGGAGGAGAAAGAGUCGCAGCGGAUCAGCGCGGAAAUUGAGCGGCAGCUGCGCCGGGAUAAGCGGGACGCGCGCAGGGAGCUCAAGCUGCUGCUGCUGGGCACAGGAGAAAGUGGAAAAAGCACCUUUAUUAAACAGAUGAGGAUUAUUCAUGGGUCAGGUUACACAGAUGAAGAUAGGAAAAGCUUCACAAAACUGGUUUAUCAAAACAUAUUUACUGCCAUACAAGCGAUGAUCAGAGCUAUGGAUACUCUAAAAAUACAGUACACAUCUGAGCAAAACAAGGAAAAUUCUCAGCUGAUCAGAGAAGUGGAGGUGGACAGAAUAACAGCGCUAGAAAGAAAACAAGUGGAAGCAAUCAAGAAGCUUUGGGCAGAUCCAGGAAUCCAAGAGUGCUAUGAUAGACGGAGAGAAUACCAGCUCUCAGACUCUACUAAAUAUUACCUUACUGACAUCGAUCGUAUUGCCUUGCCCUCAUUUGUGCCAACUCAGCAAGAUAUUCUCAGAGUCAGAGUGCCAACUACGGGAAUUAUUGAGUAUCCUUUUGAUUUAGAAAACAUUAUCUUUAGAAUGGUGGAUGUAGGUGGCCAGAGGUCUGAAAGAAGGAAAUGGAUUCACUGUUUUGAAAGUGUUACCUCCAUCAUUUUCUUAGUUGCACUAAGUGAAUACGACCAGGUCCUGGCUGAAUGUGACAAUGAGAAUCGAAUGGAAGAAAGCAAGGCCUUAUUUAAAACUAUCAUCACAUACCCAUGGUUUCUGAACUCUUCAGUCAUUCUGUUCUUAAACAAAAAAGAUCUUCUAGAAGAGAAAAUCAUGUACUCCCAUCUAAUCAGCUAUUUCCCAGAAUACACAGGACCUAAACAAGAUGUUAAAGCUGCCAGAGAAUUCAUUUUGAAGCUGUACCAGGACCAGAAUCCAGACAAAGAGAAAGUAAUCUAUUCCCACUUCACCUGUGCCACAGACACAGAGAAUAUCCGCUUUGUCUUUGCUGCUGUCAAAGACACUAUCCUACAGCUAAACCUGAGGGAGUUCAACCUGGUGUAAAGGAGAAACACUGCUUGGAUCCACCUACCAUCAUCUACCCACCCAGCAUUGACUAAUAAAAACAUUGCUAGUGUAUUCUAAAAAAUUCCACAAAAGACAGAAUGACACAGAUACAAAUAGAGUUGUUCUUUGAAACAAUUUACUUACAGAAACAGAAGUUGUUCCUGUACAUUUGCUGAUCUUGAAAUAUUUACUGAAGAGAAGUGGAUUAAUAGAACUUAAAGGAAGAACUUACAAUGUUUACAAUUUUUUAAACUAUACACUUUAAAUAUUGUUUUUAUAUUUCCUUAAUUUUGGCUGUGAGAUUUUUUGUGACAACUGUGGUUCAAAUGGUAUUUAAGAAAAAAUAUUUUAUAGAACUAUAUAUAAAUCCAUUGCCAUUCAUCUGUUAUUUUCUUAGGGUUUUUUAUUGCAUUUCGUAAUCAUGAAAAUUAUAGUAGGAAAUUUUAACCUGAGAUGCCUUAGAAAUGAUAAAGUGAUGCUAUUUUAGAAUGCUAGAUACUGUAAGAUUUAUCAUUUAAGUUAGAAUGAGCUAUUAGCAUUUUAAUGAAUUUUGGCCAUAUAUUAAAUUUAAUAAUUUAGA
Molecule: messenger RNA, 1674 nt
Organism: Malaclemys terrapin pileata
Lineage: Eukaryota; Metazoa; Chordata; Testudines; Emydidae
Product: guanine nucleotide-binding protein subunit alpha-14
Exons: 7
Coding region: 27-1091 (354 amino acids)
Biological process (GO): phospholipase C-activating dopamine receptor signaling pathway; adenylate cyclase-modulating G protein-coupled receptor signaling pathway; action potential
Cellular component (GO): heterotrimeric G-protein complex
Molecular function (GO): G protein-coupled receptor binding; guanyl nucleotide binding; G-protein beta/gamma-subunit complex binding
Source: RefSeq, a predicted model, not a curated record